Molecule: messenger RNA, 1671 nt
Organism: Linum trigynum
Lineage: Eukaryota; Viridiplantae; Streptophyta; Magnoliopsida; Malpighiales; Linaceae
Source: the annotation of a GenBank genome assembly
AUGAGUGUGUUCAUGAUUCCCCUCUCCUUAACCAAAAGAAUGGAUGCGAUUCUUCGUCGCUUCUUUUGGUCUGGUUCCAUGAAGAAGAGAUCAAUCCAUUGGUGUGAUGCUAAAGUUCUCGAAAGACCAAAGGAAGAAGGGGGUUUGGGAUUCAAGAACUUCCAUUUGUUCAACAUUGCCCUUCUUGGGAAACAAGUUUGGCGAAUGCUCGUCAACCCGGAAGCCCUCUGGGUGCGCCUUCUCAAAGGUCAUUACUUUGCCAAUGGGAACCUCUUCUCGGCUUCUAAAGGCAGCAGAGGUUCCUGGAUUUGGAAUGGAAUUUGUGAUACUAAGGACAAGCUGAAGAUUGGCUGGGUGAGAGGCAUCAUGUCCUGGGAGGGAACCAACUUCCACAAUGACCCUUGGGUUCCAUCUCUCCCAUCUUCGUCCCUUUCGAGCUUGGGACUGCCUCCUUCCAGAGUUUGUGAAUGGAUUUCCCCUACAGAUGGAAAGUGGAAUUUAGAAGCACUUAUGGCCACUGUCCCUGAAGAAGCUGCUCUUGCUAUUCUGCGAGUCCCGAUUGGACCUCCCAACUCUUUGGAUAGAUGGUUUUGGAGAUUCACAAAUACAGGAGACUAUUCGGUUAAGUCAGCGUACAGGGCUCUCCGUCAAGAACGAGAUAUCUCUGUUCCGCCAGUGUCAGGUUUGUUGCCUCGUCCUAGCAAUGAUGAUUGGAGGUGGUUAUGGUCACUUUCACUCCCACCUAAGAUCCGGUUCUUCAUAUGGAAAUGUGCCAAGGGAGCUUUGGCUACUCAAUCAAGACUGUUCUCCCGGAAUUGUGCUACAAAUCCAAGUUGUCCAGUCUGCGAUGGGCCAAGUGAAACUAUUCUCCAUUGCCUCUUCUACUGCCAGCAUGCGGCAGCAGCUUGGGAGACGACCGGGCUUCUCCCCUCCCUCCCUAGCAACGACUCGACACUCUCCUAUUGGUUCUUCGGCCUCAAUAAUGGAUCUUUUCCGGUUGAGAGAAUUCGAAAAAUUGCUUGGUGUCUGUGGAAUAUUUGGUUGGCUCGAAAUGGCUUUGUAUUUGAGGCUACGGUUCCUUCCCCGACCAGUGUGGCAAUCAAGUCUGAGCGUGAUUUUCUUUGCUUUGAGGAAGCUCGAACAAGUUCUUCAUCAUCCUUCCGGCCAGCUCAUUUGCCACCUCAGCCUAGGGGAUCCCGUUCUCACCCCUCACCACCGCCUGUUUCUUUUCAGAUGUUUGUUCACUGUGAUGGUUCCUUCGUUUCAGAUUCACAGGUGGCGGCGUAUGGGAUUACUAUUGCUAAUUCCCAUGGUCAGGUGUUUGACGGAAAGACUGAGACUUUCUUUUGUUCCUAUCCGAUUCAAGUGGAAGCUCUUGCUCUUCUCAACACAGUCCAGGCUGCGGCACAAGAGAUCUGCCCUUCUAAUGUUUUUUCAGACUGUCAGGUCCUGACAAGUGCUUUGAGGAAGCCUCCUGAUCUCUGGCCGUGGCAUUGUCGGACGACCUUGGCAAGAAUCAUUUCCGUCCUCCAUGAAGCCCCUUGGAUCAAAGUGGAUUUUGUGCCGCGACGUCUUAAUGGUUUGGCGGACUGGGUGGCUCGAAAUGCUCGUGUCAAUUCGCUACCUUUGGAUUGGAUUGUUGUUGCUGAUUUGAUCUCUCCACUUCUGUAA